Messenger RNA from Lathyrus oleraceus (garden pea), 1422 nucleotides. RefSeq lists its product as uncharacterized. Lineage: Eukaryota; Viridiplantae; Streptophyta; Magnoliopsida; Fabales; Fabaceae. The transcript has 2 exons. Bases 1 to 1422 code for a protein of 473 amino acids. The record is from RefSeq and is a predicted model, not a curated record.
AUGGCAUCUAGGGUUCGACCAGCACUAUCUGAUAAUGAGUUGGUUGACAUCUUUAUGGGCACGCUGCAUGGGCUGUAUUUUGAGAAAAUGAUUGGCAGUCCAUCAACAAAUUUCACCGAUAUGGUCACAAUUGGGGAACGUGUUAAGAGUGGGCUAAAAUCGGGGAAAAUAACAGACACGGUCGUGUCACAGUCAGUCAACAAGAGAGCGUAUUGCGGCUUCACGAAGAAGAAGGAGGGGGAAGCAAAUGUUGUGAUGGCGAAGGCUCGCCCCCGACAUCGAAGAGACAAUCGACCAUCAACAUCCAAUCAGAGAAAUCCAAACCAACAAUAUAACCGAGCACAGAAUCGAGGGAAUUUUUUUGGGAACCACCCCCAGUUUGACAAAAUCCCGGUGCCGUACUCCGAAUUAGUCCCCUAUCUGGUUGAUGUGGGGGCAAUCAUACCAAAGGAAUUUCCCGUGGCCACUCCUCCAUUCCGCAACAACCACGGUCCUAAUGCUUCUUGUGCGUAUCAUGCUGGAUUCAUAGGACACUCCACAGAAAAUUGUUGGGCACUUAAGUGCAAAAUUCAAGAUUUGAUCAACCAGAACAUCCUGGCCUUCUCCGAAGAAAAACCGAAUGUAAAGAUCAAACCUUUGCUGAAUCAUAAUAGCGCGUCAGUCAACGUCGAGAUUGAGGAGGUAAAGGCCGAAGUCGUACUGAAAGUUGAAGAGGUGAAGACUCUGAUGUCUGUUGUGGUACAAAAACUUGAACAGUUUGGGUUUUUAGAAGAGGUGCAUGAAGAUUGUACAGUAUGCGAGUGUGAUCCCGAUAGUUGCGAGCAGUUAAAAGGGUGCGUGCAGGCACUAAUGGACCAAGGUUUAAUACAGUUCUUUAAAGCUCAAGUAGAAAAAGAGGUGGCAAUAAUUGAACCAAUAACUAUUGUAUACAGAAAAAAGAAGGUUGAAGCUCCUCCCAAGAGGAUUCAUCUUAUCCAUUUCCGCGUCCCAACUCCAUUUCCGUAUCAGAACACCAAGGCAGUGCCUUGGAAUUAUAAGACUACAACAUAUUUUGGAGGGAAAGAAAUAUGCAUUCCUGAUACAAAGAUCGUCAAUAUCGCUGGAGCGGGAGGCAUUACUCGAAGUGGCCGUGUAUUCGCUCCUAAAUACACUCCUAGGGUGUCUCCAGCACCCACAGUUGUCUCACCUAAAGAGAAGGCAACUCCUACACCGACUUCGCAGGCAAAGACGACUGUACCCGCCACUCUGACCGUGGCGACUACUCCAGUAGUGACGAGAGUUAUUGACAAUUACAAAGCUGUAGGGGCCGAAGUCUCCAAAGGGAAAGGGACGAUGUUUGAAAAAGAACAGUCUGAUGAUCACAAGAAGAGUAUCACCUUUGAGGAAAGUCAGGAGUUCCUAAAAAAUGAUCAGAAAAAGUGA